Messenger RNA from Fusarium oxysporum Fo47, 1843 nucleotides. RefSeq names its product DHS-like NAD/FAD-binding domain-containing protein. Gene Ontology annotation, molecular function: NAD+ binding. The transcript has 2 exons. The coding region runs from base 168 to 1631 and encodes 487 amino acids. The record is from RefSeq and is a predicted model, not a curated record. Lineage: Eukaryota; Fungi; Ascomycota; Sordariomycetes; Hypocreales; Nectriaceae.
UUCCCUUUUACCUUUACAUUUGCAUCUACAACACAUUUCCAUAGGAGAUCAAACCAGCCUCUGACCUUUCAACACUGUCAAACGUUGGCAAACCCCUAAUAUUCCCUUCUCCUCACUUCACUUCGUUUCUCUUCCCUUUCCCUCUACAAAGUCUCAUAUUCUCUACCAUGCACACGAAAAAAGGCAACGGGAGAACUGUUGCUCUCUCCAAGCGAAAGGCUCAACCAAAUGCUCUCGACAAGUUGGGUGAUAACCCAACAGAAGACGAGAUCAAGACUGCAGAGGCCAACGUUGCACUCGCUGAACUUGAGGAGAGGGUUGCCGAUGUUAGAGAAUCGUGGGAGACAGACUCUUUGUUUGAAGAUGCUUUCGAUGAGUUGAACGCAGAUAAUACGGUGGCCAUUAAUGACCCCAAAGUGUGCACACCUGAAGAAGCUAGCAGACUUCGUCGGGAGCUCCGAGAAUAUGGUCCAACAGUCUUUUGUCAACGCACCGUUGAUGCUGGUCACUAUACCGCCAGAAAGCUCCUCAGCGCCUUUGGCAUCCGUCCUCCGCCCUUCCUGGAGGGUCAGCCUGAUGAUGCGUAUUUCAGUUUAUUGUCGCUCGCUAUUACGCGUGAACUGUCAAAACGCGCCAAGCUUCUGCGUCACAACACGGUUGAUGAUGCCGUUGACCUGAUCACUAAGAGCAAUAACAUCAUUCUCAUCACUGGUGCUGGUAUCUCUACAUCGCUGGGCAUUCCCGAUUUCCGUUCCAAGGGAACUGGUCUGUACUCCAAGUUGGAGCACCUUGGUCUUAGUGACCCCCAAGAGGUUUUCGACAUUGGUGUCUUCCGACAAGAUCCCACCAUUUUCUACUCGGUGGCCAAAGACAUUUUGCCGAGCACGGACCGAUAUACACCCACUCAUAAGUUCAUUGCCAUGCUCCAUGAGAAGGGCAAGCUCUUGACCAACUACUCUCAGAACAUCGACAACCUCGAAGUCAAGGCCGGUGUUCCCAAGGACAAGCUCAUCCAAUGCCACGGCUCCUUCGGAACCGCCACAUGUGUUCAGUGCGGUUAUAAAUGCCCGGGAGAGGCCAUCUUCCCCGAGAUCAAGGCUGACAAGAUCCCUCGAUGCCCACGCUGCGUCCAGACUCUGCGCACUACUGGCGGUGCGCCUAAGCGUAAGCGGUCUGCAGGCACAGAGAAGAAGCGAAGACGGUGGAGCGCCGAUAGUUCCGACGAGUCCGAGUAUGACAUCCCCAGUGCUGGUGUCAUGAAGCCCGAUAUCACCUUCUUCGGCGAGGCUCUUCCCGAUGAGUUCUCUCGACGACUCACCGAGCACGAUCGCGACAAGGUAGAUCUCGUCAUCGUUAUCGGCACUUCUCUCAAGGUUACGCCUGUAUCUGAGAUCGUGUCCUGGCUCCCCGCCCAUAUUCCUCAGAUCUACGUAUCUCGCCAGGCUGUUAAUCACAUCAAUUUUGACAUCGAUCUCCUAGGCGAUUGCGAUGUUGUUGUCUCUGAACUAUGUCGCCGUCUGCGCUGGCCAAUGGUGCAUGACAUGGUUCCCAAGAAUCAAAAGGUCGAAGUCCGUACUGAGCCUGGCUAUAAGAGUCGCCACGUUUUCGAGGAGCAGAAGACCAAGAAGUGAGAGCCACUGAUCGAAAUGUUUCUCUCAUAAUUUCGAAGGAGGAUGUGAAGACACUGCAUUUGUGCGUUUUUAUAAGAUUUUACAUUCUGUGCUGCAAGCGGAUGGCAUGGCGUCUCGAGGAUCGGAUACAAUGCCAACAAAAAAUGGAUGGACAUGGACGGAGUAAGGGUGUUUACGGGACUGACCGUCUGUUGUCUUCAAUUUUUUUUAAU